This is a messenger RNA of Prunus armeniaca (apricot), 360 nucleotides long. NCBI's taxonomy places the organism in Eukaryota, Viridiplantae, Streptophyta, Magnoliopsida, Rosales, Rosaceae. The record is from the annotation of a GenBank genome assembly.
AUGUCAGAUGUCACUGACUCUUCUUCUUCUACUCCUAUUGUGACGGUUUAUACUGAAUCGUCGACCAACCUACCUAUGGGAUUCAAAUUGAAUGGAUCCAACUACGAGAUAUGGGCUUCGAUGAUCGAACUCCAUGCUACUACACAAGGCAAAUUGGGUUACCUAACUGGCGACACUGAUGCCCCUGAUUCCAAAGACCCGAAAUUUGGGAAGUGGAAAAUUGCUGAUGCUGUUGUGAAAAGUUGGAUGUUGCGAACUAUGGAACCCAGUUUGUUGAAUAUGUUUCAUACUCUACCUACUGCAAAGGAAAUUUGGGAUGCUGUUAAUAAGAUGUUUUAUGAUGGCUCUGACAUUUCCUAG